Molecule: messenger RNA, 1611 nt
Organism: Saccharomycodes ludwigii
Lineage: Eukaryota; Fungi; Ascomycota; Saccharomycetes; Saccharomycodales; Saccharomycodaceae
Product: ENTH domain-containing protein
Exons: 1
Coding region: 1-1611 (536 amino acids)
Biological process (GO): actin filament organization; endocytosis
Cellular component (GO): plasma membrane; endosome; clathrin vesicle coat
Molecular function (GO): clathrin binding; phospholipid binding
Source: RefSeq, a predicted model, not a curated record
AUGGCUAGAGUAUGGAGUUCCGCUAAAAAUAUGGUCCAUGGGUAUUCUGCAGCCCAAGUUUGUGUUAGAGAAGCCACCUCGAAUGCUCCUGAGGGACCUUCUGUCGACCAAUUAGAUGAAAUAGCAAGUAGAUCGUAUGAUGCGGAUCAAUUUUUCGAAAUUAUGGAUAUGCUAGAUAAGAGAUUGAACAGUAAGGGUAAAUAUUGGAAACACGUUGCAAAAGCGCUAACCGUUUUAGAUUACUUAGCUAGAAAUGGAUCUGAGAAUUGUGUUACUUGGUGUCAAGUUAAUUUAUACAUCAUUAAAACAUUAAAAGAAUUUUAUUAUGCUGAUGACUCAGGGAAAGAUUUUGGUCAAAUUAUCAGGGUUAAAGCCAAGGAAUUGAGCUCUUUAUUACAAGAUGAAGAUAGAUUAAAAGAAGAAAGAAGCUUAUCAAAAAAUGCAGGACGCGGAGCUGCCCGUAGGAGGGCUGGCAGUGGUAGUGGUUCUUCUCGUUAUGAUGACGAUUUGCAAAGGGCCUUGGAAGAAAGUAAAUUAACUGCGCAAGAAGAUGAGAAUAGGAGGAGAGGUUUGGCACCUAAUGGAAGUGAAGAUGAUGAUUUGCAGACCGCUUUGAAAUUGUCUAAAGAAGAAGAAGAAUUAAAACAACUACAGGACAAAUUAAAGCAACAACAAAUGGUUCAAACAGGUGCAACCGGUCAAAUCCAAUACUACGAUGUUUUUGGCAACCCAAUAAGUCCUGAGGAAUAUGCCCAAUUUCAGUUGCAGCAACAACAGCAAGAAGCUUUGGCCCAGCAAGAAGCCUUGGCUCAGCAACAAGCUUUGGCUCAGCAACAAGCUUUAGCUCAACAACAAGCUUUGGCUCAACAACAGGCGUUUUUGGCUCAACAACAAGCCAUAUCUGAACAACAAGCUUUAUAUCAACAACAAUUGAUGCAAGCAGACUUGAUAUCGGGUAGUAAUAAUCCAUUUUCUAUGAAUAAUGAGGCUGAGAAAAAGAAACAGGAGGCAUUAGAUAAACAAAGAGAGUUGGAAGAGCAAAAGAGAAAUUUAGAAGAACAGCAAAGACAAUGGGAAGAACAGCAAAGAGUACAAAAAUUACAAGAGGAAGAAGCACGCAGAAGGCAAUUGGAGGACCAAAAGAGAUUAUUGGAAGAAAAGAAGAGACAAUUAGAAGAACAACAAAGGUUACAACAACAGCAACAACAGCCAUUACAAAUGAAUAGAACCGGUGAUGCCGCUAUGAGUGCCAAAUAUGGUGAAUUAAACACUUUAUUGGCUACUGGUACUGGUAUUGAUACCUUUGGUAACAGUGGUGAAGCACGUAUUCCAGCUCAACAUACCAAGACAGGCACAUUUAUUAACUCACAAGGUACUGGAUUUUAUCAAGUUAAUGAUAAAGAUUUAUCUAAGAAUAAUCCCUUUUUGACGUCGCAGUACACCGGUUUGCCAAGUAGUUCAAUUGUUCCCGUACAAACCGGGUUUGGUUUUGGUAAUCAACUUCAGCCACAACAACAAAACUACAAUGCUGCUAACAAUAUUAACAAUACCAGUAGUGAGAAUAGUGCCAAUAACAAUGGUAAUGCUGGUUACAGUUUAAUUGACUUGUAA